Molecule: messenger RNA, 942 nt
Organism: Piliocolobus tephrosceles (Ugandan red Colobus)
Lineage: Eukaryota; Metazoa; Chordata; Mammalia; Primates; Cercopithecidae
Product: armadillo repeat-containing protein gudu-like
Exons: 3
Coding region: 112-573 (153 amino acids)
Source: RefSeq, a predicted model, not a curated record
UCUGUUUUCUUUCUGCUCCAUUUUAAGUUUGUGCUAACUUGCCCCCGACCCCGCAACUGCUCACGACCUCCGGUCAAAGUCAACCUUUCCCACCGCGUGGAGUGAGUUGGGAUGCAUACUCGGGAGUUGCAUAAAAGUGUUUUGAGAAAGGGAGAUGCAGAGUUGAAUAAAAGUGUUUUCCGGGAGGGGCCUAGCGGAAAGCAGCAGGUGGCCGAGGCGGGUGGAACCCAGCACUGGCGUAGAGCGUCUCCGGCGUGGGCAUUCGGUCCAGCGAGUCUGUGGGAAUCUUGGAUGCGCGGAGGUUCCGAGACCGCGGUGACUGACGGGGCUGCAAUCGUGGCCAGCAUAAUUGAUCGCUUAGAUGGAGUUCGUUUGUUGUCCUCCCUGCUGAAAAAUCCUCACCCAGCCGUGAAGGCCAGCGCAGCUUGGGCACUCUGUCCAUGCAUCGAAAAUGCAAAGCUUCUACUGGAUAUGGUUGGGUCCCCUGACCAGGAUCUCCAGGAAGCUGCAGCUGGUUGUAUAUCCAAUAUCCGCAGGCUGGCUCCUGCUACAGAAAAGGCCAGAUACACUUGAAAUUUAAAUGGACAUUACAAGCUAUCAAAUUCUACAUGACACAGGACAUGUCACUCCCAUGGCCAGAAAGCCUAAAUUGGGAAACAUUUAUUAGCAAACCCUUUCAACCGUCUAACCCUUUCAACCGUCUAAAUGAAAACACACAAAUUGAAAAUGCACAGAAUGUUUUUCAUCUGAAAAUUGCAUGGAGACUUUUGUUUCCAUUUAAUGUUUUAGAGAUACGGCAUGUAGUAAGAUGGAAAGCCAAUAAACCUCUGAUAAGUUUCUAAGAACUCGAGAAUAUAUGUAUACAGUGUAUAUAUAUAGAGAGAGAGUUCAGUGAUGCUUUUGUAUUUGUGGCAAUUGUAAUAAAGGAUAUGGCCCUCCCAA